UGCUUUGGAAGCGCUCUGGCGGCGGCGGCGGAGAGGGGAGCGGGCGGCGGCAGCCGCCGUCGCUACCGCCCGGCCUCCUUUGUCCCCUCCCUCCCAGCGCCGAGCCGAAACCGACGGGGAGCUGGCCGCUCGGGGAUCCGCUCCCCUCGCCACAGCAGCGCUGUCUAGGUCGCCAUCUUCACCUCCAUCCACCCCGCCCCGGAGCCUCCCGGCCGGGCUCGCAACGCCGCGCCCCAACGCGCAGGGAGGGCGCUCGGCCGGGAGCGCGGGAGGGGGCCCGCACCCGCUGCAUGUGACUGCCCGGCCGCGUCGGACGCCCCGCCGAUCGCGCCCGCAUCCUCCUUGCAGUCGCCCCGCAACGCGGGGAGAGGCGCGGGACGCCCUGCGGAGGGGUACGGAGGUUCCGAGGCGCAGCGGGCAGACAAAGGAGCGGGCGCCGCCGUGGGCAGAGGCUGAGAGAACAUAAGGUCCUGGGACUUUCUGCUCUGAAGUUGAUAUGAUUGAAACUAAUUGGGGAUAUCUUCAGUAAAUAACUUGCUGCUUACAGAAACGACUGAAAUAACUGAAGUUGUGAAAUACAGGUUCACAUAACGCUAGGGACCAAAGAAGCAUAAGUAACAUUUCCAUGGUGCUGGGACCAGUCUGUUGGGAGAAGAUUUCUGAAGUAACUUUUUAACUACAUCGUGUUUGUCCUGAGAGUAUCUUGAGAGAAGAGUUCAAGAAAGGAAAAAUUCCCACAUCAGAACCAUCACAAAUAAAUCUAUUUAAAGAACUAGCGACCUGGGGAUACUUUUAUAGAGAUCAAGUCCUAGUUCUCAACUGUGAUCACACUUCAGACUGUAAACAAUGAGUGAAUUCUGGUUGUGUUUCAACUGCUGCAUUGCAGAACAGCCUCAGCCUAAAAGACGACGACGCAUAGAUCGAAGCAUGAUUGGGGAGCCAACAAACUUUGUUCACACAGCUCACGUUGGAUCGGGAGACCUAUUCAGUGGGAUGAAUUCGGUGAGCUCAAUUCAGAACCAAAUGCAAUCCAAGGGAGGCUAUGGAGGCGGCUUGUCUGCAAAUGUUCAGAUGCAACUUGUAGAUACAAAAGCAGGAUAACCUUGGGGAUAUCUUUCUAGUUAAUGUGAGUUUCUACAUCUUCUUUCCUGUGUCCUCUCUUUUGCCUUGGUGACUGCUUUCUGUGUUCAUGAAAAGAGAGAAGUAAUGGCUUAUUGUUCACCCUUUGUGAUCACUCCAGUGAAACGUUGCUGCUCUGCUCUGAUGAUGCCAUUUUUCAGAUUGGUCCAACUGUGCCUUUCAAUGGCAUGCACACAUUGGCCUCUACCAGUACCAUGGACUUGGAGCUUUGUAGGGUUGUUUUUAGGUUAUUGUUUGUUUUAAGGCAAAUCAAAGCACCAGCCUUAGCUUCCCUCACCCCUCACAAAUACUAAUGCACAGCAUUGUGUUGCUUUUUAUUCUUUAAAUCUUUUUCUCCACUCAUGUAAUUUAGAAAUGAUUGAGUUUCCAGUAAUGUUUUUAAUCACUCGUUGUUCAUAUCAGUUUUUGAAAGGUCUGGGACCUGCAAGCACAAAUGAUUAUUUGUUACAAAAUCAGCAGAGUAGAUGACUGCAUGCUUUGUGAGGUUGCUUUGUACGGUGGCCUGUUUGGUGCCAGAAAAAAAACUGUGUAUUGCAGACUGAUGAUACUGUUGCUGGUGAAGAAUUACGCUGUGACACAAGUCAUGCCUGUUUCUGAAAAAGGACUUGUAACUUAGCUGCUUCAGAGUUAUGUCUUUAUUUUAGUUUUUAUCCAACGGGUCUUGAAAUAAUAAAGAGAAAGCUUGCAUUCAUAAGGCAUUUGUUGUAAAUGUUCGGUAAACCAGUGUAGUACCGUAUCUCGGUGUUGUGGAAGCGCUUUAAACUAUUUAGAAAGCAUCAUGUUUGACUGCUUCUUUUUCUUUUUACAAUUUUUCUUGAUUUUAGGCUGUGUGGUCAUUUCCAGUGGCAGCAUGUCAGACUGCCUGCAAUAUUAGCUGAAACGUUUAGUAGACCUCUCUAAGUAGUUGGCUGUUUCUGUGUACUAAAUAUUUAGGGGCCAUGGAAGUUGCUAAGAGCAACAUACUAAUCUGGCAGAACAGAUGCCAGUGAAAACAACAUACAGGGUGACUUUUUACUAAGUCAGUAAAAAGCCUUUUGCUCAGGUUCCAAAGCAUGUUUCUUUCACACGUUGUGAAACUUGUAUUUUAAUAUUGCACUGUUUUCUGUAUCUUAUCUCUGUAAAUGGUCUCUUCUUGCUAUAGUUUGGAAAAAGUCAGUGAUGCUAGUACUGCUUGAGUUAUUUUUUUAUGUGAAAAAAAUCAUUCCAAGAAGGCGUAAGUGAGCCUAGUCAGCUCCAUUUUUGUACAUAAGCACACACGUGCUUAUAAAUAUAGACUGCUGUCAUAAGUGAUUCUUUACUCUUUUUCCAUGCUUUCCCUGAUUUCACAUUGCAACAACUGUUAGACUGAGUCAAAAAUAUAUAAACCUACCUACUCUUCUCUCAGUUCACACACACCACACCAAAUGCAGGAUGGAGGUAGUUUGUUUCCCCUCAGUAGUAUUCCUGUGGUAGAUGUCAGUUAUCUGGUUGAAUAGCUCCAGUUAGUCUCUUUAGUCUUCACUGUUGAAGGUACUGAUUCAUGAUGACAGAAGAUCAAGACAUUCAGUUCUCUGGGUACAUAAACACAUGUCAAUGAAGCGAUUUUUUUUAAGAAUCAGCAUUUCCAGUGCCACGUAAAUCAAUGAGUCUUAAAUACACAAUGAUUAGAAAAUGAUUUGAACUUUGACAUCGUUAACAGCAGCUUAAAUUUGCUUGCCAAAAUGAUCUUGCACUUGUCAAAAUGUUUCAGCUCACCAGAAAAAAAAAAAUUGACAUAUUUUUAUAACAGACAUACUUUUUUUUUGUACAUGACAUUCAUUCUUGAAAAAAGUCAGUUCAGUGUUGGCUUGUAGACAUUAAGAGGGAAAUAUUGACAUUGAUUCAAUAAAUGUUUUCUUUCA
Messenger RNA from Lagopus muta (rock ptarmigan), 3020 nucleotides. It is a transcript of the gene CDC42SE2, whose product is annotated as CDC42 small effector 2. Gene Ontology annotation, molecular function: small GTPase binding. Lineage: Eukaryota; Metazoa; Chordata; Aves; Galliformes; Phasianidae. The coding region runs from base 847 to 1101 and encodes 84 amino acids. The record is from RefSeq and is a predicted model, not a curated record. Gene Ontology annotation, cellular component: plasma membrane. The transcript has 7 exons. Gene Ontology annotation, biological process: regulation of Rho protein signal transduction.